AUGGAAGACGGAGCAAAGGGCUGCAAAGCCAAUUAUACUCUAUACAGCGGCAUCAUGCAGGACUGCCAGACCGAGCUGUACCGACUUCGGAACAGGCUUUUGACUAAGACAGUUCGAUUUGAACUAAUCCCAUAUCGUCUUGCCAAGCUACGACGAUGGACCGGUCAAGAGGAUGAGAAUCUUGGUGUUCUCGACGCAUCUGCAAGCCCUAGUGGGCGCGAAGCCAAGAGUGUAGGUGAAGUUCAGCCCCAAAAAGGCGACAUACAUACAGAAAUAAUUGGUGCGCCGCGGCAUCUGAGUCUCGAGCUGGUGAAAGAGGCGAUGGCGAUUUUCGAAGAGAUGAACCAAGAAGAAGAGUCCGAUAUGUUGAAUGACAAACAUUCGGAGUCUCCAAGAAGACACACCUGGUCUGACGAGACGCACCGAAUGCGGCGAGAGGAAGAGCAGGAGACACAUCGGCUGGUGCUGGCCAUGAAUUACAAGUGGCCGGUGAACAUGAGUCAGGCAAAGGUGCAAUACAAGCGGGCGAUGGAGAGGCAGGAGUGGGAGCGUGACGAAGUUGCUCUUGUGAGACACAGCUGGAGCUUCUAA
Molecule: messenger RNA, 591 nt
Organism: Colletotrichum graminicola M1.001
Lineage: Eukaryota; Fungi; Ascomycota; Sordariomycetes; Glomerellales; Glomerellaceae
Exons: 1
Coding region: 1-591 (196 amino acids)
Source: RefSeq, a predicted model, not a curated record